ACGCGAGAGCCCGGACGAAACAAGGAAGGGGCAGCGGCGCGGGGACCUUGGCCGGGCCGGGGGCGGGGCGGUCGGCAGGAGUGUGGAGCUCUUGGGUGACAGGUGCGCGGAGCCGAGGCAGCGGCGGAGGUCCGUGAACUGACGGGAGGAGACACCGUGGCGGCGAUGCUGGAGACCCUGCGUGAGCGGCUGCUGAGCGUGCAGCAGGAUUUCACCUCCGGGUUGAAGACUUUAAGUGACAAGUCAAGAGAAGCUAAAGUAAAGAGCAAACCAAGGACUGUUUCCUCUUUGCCAAAAUACUCUGCUGGACUAGAACUACUUAGCAGGUAUGAAGACACAUGGGCUGCACUUCACAGGAGAGCCAAGGAAUGUGCAAGUGCUGGAGAGCUGGUGGACAGUGAGGUGGUUAUGCUUUCAGCACACUGGGAAAAAAAGAAGACGAGCCUGGUAGAGUUACAGGAGCAACUUCAGCAGCUUCCAGGAUUGAUAGCGGAUUUAGAGUCCAUGACAGCAAAUCUGACGCAUUUAGAAACUAGCUUUGAGGAGGUAGAAAAUCACCUGCUGAAUCUGGAGGAUUUAUGUGCACAAUGUGAAUUAGAAAGACACAAACACACACAGUCCCAACAACUGGAAAAUUACAAGAAAAAUAAGAGGAAGGAACUUGAAGCCUUCAAAGCUGAACUAGAUGCAGAGCACGCCCGGAAGGUCCUGGAGAUGGAGCAUACCCAGCAAAUGAAGCUGAGAGAGCGGCAGAAGUUUUUUGAAGAAGCCUUCCAGCAGGACAUGGAGCAGUACCUUUCCACAGGUUACCUGCAGAUAGCGGAGAGGCGAGAGCCCAUGGGCAGCAUGUCAUCCAUGGAGGUGAACAUCGACAUGCUGGAGCAGAUGGAUCUGAUGGACAUAUCUGACCAGGAGGCCCUGGAUGUCUUUUUAAGUUCAGGUGGAGAAGACAAUGCCGUGCUGUCCCCUGUCUUAGAGCUGGAAUCAAGUACUGGUCAGAAUGAAAUCACUCUUCAGGUUGCAAAUCCCUCUGAAUUGCGAGCCCAGUCACCUUCCUCAUACUCUGCCUGCACUGACCCAGCCACCCAGGACCCUGGUGAAGGUGGGGAGUCCCCUGUCGUUCAGUCUGAUGAGGAGGGAGUUGAGGUGGACACGGCCCUUGCCACUUUACACACCGAUGACAGUGACUCCUAAACCCGGCACCACGUUCUCUGGGCACCUUUGAAGGAAGACUCAGCUGUGCACAGAACCCCUCGGUGAAGGCAGGUGGUUUGAUGGAGACUCUUAGUUUUCACACAGUUGCCAGUGAUUUGGGAGAAACUGACUGCCAGAAGAGCUAACAAUAAAGUUCAAAGACUUUAAA
Molecule: messenger RNA, 1363 nt
Organism: Phyllostomus hastatus (greater spear-nosed bat)
Lineage: Eukaryota; Metazoa; Chordata; Mammalia; Chiroptera; Phyllostomidae
Gene: DTNBP1
Product: dystrobrevin binding protein 1
Exons: 10
Coding region: 166-1194 (342 amino acids)
Biological process (GO): regulation of synaptic vesicle exocytosis; anterograde synaptic vesicle transport; platelet dense granule organization
Cellular component (GO): synaptic vesicle membrane; neuron projection; BLOC-1 complex
Source: RefSeq, a predicted model, not a curated record